CUCUACAAUGAUGGUCACUAAAGUAUACAAUAAAAUUACGAAUUGUAGUUAGAAUAACAAUUGAAAUUAACUGAACCAAUUAUUACACAUUUUGUGUACAUAAGAAGAGUUAUAGAUUUUUUUUCUUUUGAAGAUUUCUUGUACGAUAAAAUUCUUAACUAGAUCGUAACCAUAAUGUUCAAAAAUGAAUCCUUUGACACUGUAGGUUUUGAAUCUGAAGUAUCAAUUGCAAAACCAGAGAUAUCUGCAAAUGUACAGACCAAGGAAAUUGUAUAUUCUUCAAGUGAAGUUCAAACUGCGGAAAGAAAAAAUGCAGAAACUCAAACGGUACAAGAACAGACAAAGACGCCGAAUAUUGAUUAUAAUAAAUUAGCAAGUUUUUUAAAGAGAGUUACUCCAAGCUUGUUAGAAGCUUUAGAUGAAGCUUAUAAUACUAAUGCUUUUGAAGAUUAUGAUACUGAAACAACAAAGAAUGCAUCUACUAAUUUGCAACUAUUGAAAAAAUUAAAUACAGUAGAGGAAUCAGAUAAACAGACAAAAAUAAGUGAUUUAUCAUGGAGUAUCGCAGGUGGAACGUUAGUUGUAUCUCAUAGCGUUGUAUAUCAUGAAAAUUGGUGCGAUCAUCUUUCAAAAAUACAGUUCUACAGUCUAUCGAGAGAAGACAAGCUUUCAGAUAUUUCUAACAAGACUUUGGAAGUAAAUUCUUGCGUUACAACCUUGUCUUAUCAUCCCGUAGAACCUUCAAUUUUAGCAGCAGGUUUAUUUAAUGGUGAUGUAUUAGUUUGGAAUCUUAGAAACGAUGAUUCAGUCACACCGAUACAACUUUAUACUCAUGGUGACACUGUCUCUCAAAUAUAUUGGAAACCAAGAACAAUGAACGAUGUAUCUAUCUUAGUAAGCUCAAGUAAAGACGGAUAUAUCAUAGUUAACAAAUUAAUGGCCAAUUUUACGACGACUCGUUUACACAAAAGAUUCAAAAUAAUAAAAGAGCAUAAUCCAAUAGAAAAUUCAAGACCUCGAAGCGCAGGAGGCACACGCGAACGUGCAGCAGAAGCUGGACUAUGUAUUACCAGCUUUGAUUUUUCAUGGAAAGAUCCUAAUAUUUUUAUUGUAGGAACAUUAUGCGGUGGAAUAUAUAAAUGUUCUCUUGAUCGCAUGUCUCUUAUCGAAGGAGAUGAAAAUCUUUCGGAUCCGGUAAUAGAUGAAUACGAGAGACACGAAGGAAGUAUAACGUGUGUUAAAUGUUCGCCAAGUCGUAAUUUAUUUGUUACUUGUGGGACGAAUAAAGACAUUCGUAUAUACGAUUUGGAUCAGAACGUUAGUCAGCACUCAAUAUCGUUAGAAAGUACCGUUAUAGGUUUAACGUGGAUAAUAGGAAAUCAAGACAUAUUUGCAACAUUCGGUGCUGGCAAUGCAAUUAAAUUUUAUAAUGUAACCGAUGGUAAGAUCGUGACAAACAUAAAAGUUGAAGUAACUAGCGAAGCAAGUAUCAGCAAUAUAUCUCUCAAUUCUAAGAGGGACAUCUUGGGUAUUGGGAAUAUACAGGGACACUUAGAAAUUUGGAAAGUUCCUCGGCAAUUGUUCUGAAAUAAUCUUUAUUCGUUUAUUGUCAAGUACAAUACAUUAUUUUUCGUCUCAUAUUUCACACUUCUAUUUAUAUAUAUAU
Messenger RNA from Vespula pensylvanica (western yellowjacket), 1666 nucleotides. Its product is annotated as cytoplasmic dynein 2 intermediate chain 2-like. The record is from RefSeq and is a predicted model, not a curated record. Lineage: Eukaryota; Metazoa; Arthropoda; Insecta; Hymenoptera; Vespidae. Gene Ontology annotation, cellular component: ciliary plasm; cytoplasmic dynein complex. The transcript is spliced from 9 exons. Bases 175 to 1587 code for a protein of 470 amino acids. Gene Ontology annotation, molecular function: dynein light chain binding; dynein heavy chain binding. Gene Ontology annotation, biological process: intraciliary transport.